Messenger RNA from Quercus lobata, 2419 nucleotides. Its product is annotated as protein transport Sec1a-like. NCBI's taxonomy places the organism in Eukaryota, Viridiplantae, Streptophyta, Magnoliopsida, Fagales, Fagaceae. The record is from RefSeq and is a predicted model, not a curated record. The transcript has 22 exons. Bases 88 to 2115 code for a protein of 675 amino acids. Gene Ontology annotation, biological process: vesicle-mediated transport.
UCUCUCUCUCUCUGUAUUUGGGAUUCCAUUCCUUGAAUCUGCGUGUUUUUUUUUUUUUUUUUUAAAUCCAAAUCUGCUGCCGCGACAAUGUCAUUCUCGGAUUCCGAUUCGUCCUCUCAUGGCGGAGCCACAGAGUACAAAGGCUUCCGCCAAAUUAGCCGUGAUCGUUUGUUGAAUGAAAUGCUUGGAUCAACUAGAACUGGGGAUUCAAAGUCAACAUGGAAGGUACUCAUCAUGGAUAAAGUUACGGUGAAAGUCAUGUCUCACUCAUGUAAAAUGGCUGACAUCACAGACCAAGGAGUUUCAUUGGUCGAAGACCUUUUCCGGAGAAGGCAACCACUGCCAUCCAUGGAUGCUAUUUAUUUCAUCCAGCCGUCAAAAGAAAAUGUUGUUAUGUUUUUGUCUGACAUGUCUGGAAGGGAGCCUUUAUACAAGAAGGCAUUUGUAUUUUUCAGUUCACCAGUCCCAAUGGAAUUUGUAAAUCACAUCAAGAGUGAUACAAGUGUCUUACCUCGCAUACGUGCACUGAGAGAGAUGAAUUUGGAGUACUUUCCCAUAGAUAAUCAGGCUUUUGUCACUGAUCAUGAAAGAGCAUUGGAGGAACUUUUCGGUGAUAUUGAUAACCCUCGAAAGUUUGAUGCUUGUUUGAAUACGAUGGCAACUCGAAUUUCUACAGUUUUUGCUUCAUUGAAGGAGCUGCCAUUUGUACGAUAUCGAGCUGCCAAGACACCUGAUGACUCUACAGCAGCAGCAUUUCGUGAUUUAGUUCCUACAAAGCUUGCUACUGCAGUUUGGAACUGUAUUUUGAAGUAUAAAACUUCCAUUCCCAACUUUCCACAGACUGAAACAUGCGAGCUGCUAAUCUUGGAUAGAUCAGUUGAUCAGAUUGCUCCUGUCAUACAUGAAUGGACUUAUGAUGCUAUGUGUCAUGAUUUAUUGGAUAUGGAUGGAAAUAAAUAUGCAUAUGAGGUUCCCAGCAAAAAAGAUGGUCAAACUGAAAGAAAAGAGGUCCUUUUGGAGGACCAUGAUCCAGUCUGGCUUGAGCUUCGCCAUGCACACAUAGCAGAUGCUAGUGAACGUUUGUAUGAGAAGAUGAGCAACUUCGUAUCGAAGAACAAAGCUGCACAAAUCCAACAGAGUGGAAGAGAUGGAGGCGAAAUAUCUACACGAGACUUGCAAAAAAUGGUUCAAGCUUUGCCACAGUACGCUGAACAAGUUGAGAAGAUUUCUCUCCAUGUGGAGAUUGCUGGAAAAGUUAACAGAGUUAUCAGAGAAAUGGGACUGCGAGAACUUGGGCAGCUGGAACAGGAUCUAGUUUUUGGAGAUGCAGGAGCCAAGGAUGUUAUCAAUUUUCUGAGGACAAAACAGGAUGCAACUCCUGAAAAUAAGUUGCGUUUGUUGAUGAUUUAUGCAUCUGUCUAUCCUGAGAAGUUUGAGGGUGAUAAAGCUUCAAAGCUAAUGCAGUUGGCUAGAUUACCACGUGAGGACAUGACGGUGAUAAAUAAUAUGCGAUUGCUUGGGGGAUCAUCAGAUGAUAAAAAGAAAACUGGUAGCUUCUCACUCCAGUUCAAUGCUCAGAAGACAAAGCAGGCAGUGAGAAAGGAUCGCUCUGGUGAGGAAGAGACAUGGCAGUUAUCACGAUUUUAUCCCAUGCUAGAGGAGCUUAUUGAAGAUCUUGGCAAAGGUGAGUUACCAAAGAAUGAAUACUCAUGUAUGAAUGUACCGAGUCCACUUGAGAGAGGAGGCUCCCGGAGAUCUACCCCGAGUGCACCAAUGCAGCCAAGUCAAAUUUCUGCCCAUUCAAUGAGAUCAAGACGGACUACGAAUUGGGCACGACCUCGAAAUUCUGAUGAUGGAUACUCAAGUGACUCAAGUUUAAGGAUUGCAUCUAACGAAUUCAAGAAGAUGGGCCAACGAAUUUUUGUAUUUAUCAUUGGUGGGGCUACUAGAUCUGAGCUACGAGUUUGUCACAAGCUCACAACAAAACUCAGAAGGGAAGUAGUCCUGGGUUCUUCUAGUAUUGAUGACCCGCUUCUAUAUAUCACGAAACUAAAGCUGGUGUCAGAAAGAGAACUCUCAGUGGAUAAUCUCAAGAUCCAAAGUUGGAUGCCAUAGGAUUUUGUGAAAUAUGCUUUUGCUCAAAGCCAGCAGAAUUAAGGCCUGACUUGUAAAGAAAAAUACAACCAGUUCGGUGAUGCUUGUGCUUUUCGUCAAACUGUGCAGUCUUCUCGUGAUGUAAAAAAGAGUUGUUGGAAGAGUAUUUUGUUCCCCAAUUUUUUAAGGGGCAUUAGAUUCUGAUGGGGAUCCCAUUAUGUUUGACGGAGCAUUGAGAGAAUUUCAUUGUGUUUCAGUCGGCAUUUGAAGUCACUUUUCUUACAUCUGUAUUAUACUUUAUUUUAUAUAUAGAGAACCACUUGUU